AUGCGCUUCGUGGAGCUGCGAGAAGGCCGGGGUCCCCAGCGGGCCUUCCCAGGGAGCAGGGGCGCCUUCGAGGCCUGUAACUGCGCCGUGGUGUGCCUGCGAGGACUGGGUGGGAGCUGCGUGGAAGGGAAAGGUAAGAAGAAAGGUGAGGAAAUGCUGGUAAUACCUCACAAGUCACCCCUUCUUCAUGGUGGAGGAGAAAUGGGUCCCGAGCGACCAGAUCAGGGCUUGGUGCUCUUCAAAGAGGUGGCCGUGUAUUUCACCAAGGAGGAGUGGUCUCUGCUGGAUCCGAGCCAAAGGACUCUUCAUGAGCGAGUUAUGAUGGAGAACUUUGCAAACGUGGCAUAUUUGGAGACCUGUGAUGUGCCAGGGAUCAAGGCAGAAGACGGACAGGGAGUAUUCUUAGAAAGAAUGAGUCCUGAAGAACGAAAAGAACAGAGAAAUCUAAAUACUCAUUUGAAAAUCCACACAGGAGAAAAGCAACUGAAAUGCUCAAAGUGCAGUAAAAGUUUCUAUGAUAAAGCUACCCUCAGAGAACAUCUGAGAAUCCACGCAGAGAAGAAACCAUUUAUGAGUCUGGAGUGCAGAGAGGCCUUCAGUUGGUGUGAUAAUAUUUCUUCACAUCAAAGGAUUCACACAGGGGAGAAACCAUUUAAAUGCCUGGAGUGUGGAAAGAGCUUCACUCAGAAUGGUAUGGAGGACGACUACUUGUGGCAAGAUGAAGAGGAAGCCGAAGCUGAGAACACACCAUCUGAUACGGAAUUCGAUCCAUACGAUGACUGCCUUUCAAAUGUAUCACAAGAUGUCAUUGAUGUACUUAUGAUAUCAGAUGACGAACAAGAAGAUUUUGAAGGCUUUUAA
Elgaria multicarinata webbii is the source of this 861-nucleotide messenger RNA. RefSeq names its product putative zinc finger protein 56. The coding region runs from base 1 to 861 and encodes 286 amino acids. The record is from RefSeq and is a predicted model, not a curated record. Lineage: Eukaryota; Metazoa; Chordata; Lepidosauria; Squamata; Anguidae. The transcript is spliced from 6 exons. Gene Ontology annotation, biological process: regulation of DNA-templated transcription.